AUGUGCAAGGCCGCGGCGCAGACACACAGCAGUAGCCCGGGCGCAAUGCCAUGUGCGUCCGUGGCUUCGGCCCCGGGUAAAGACUCGGGCCAACAGAACACCUCAAACUGCGCCUAUUGCGCCAACCACGUCAAAGCUGUUAUGAUUACCCAGCGAGGACGCGAGAGCGUUCCUGUCGCCGGUGGCGUCAAUGAGAAAUCUUGCCAAAUCCUCGUACACUCGAGCACGCAAUCAUCGUUGCUACUGUCCAGGGUACAAAGGCAGCGAGGGGCCUUGCAUGACCAGGUGGCCCAGGUAUAUAAAAUAAAACACAAGCAACCACCUGCAAACCUGGAACUCAAAACGGCUGCUGGCACACGCAUGGGAGGCAUGCCUCGACUCCCCGCACCCACCGUCCGGUCCACGCCGGCAAGUGGUUCCAGCCGUUCCACAGAUGGGGACACAUCGACCAAACACCCUGAUAAUCGCCUUUGGGGCCUAGCUUGGGGUACUCUCGUGUACAUGCGUACUUGUAAGCUGAUCCUGGUGUGUGUCGGGCCCGCCCCUUUCUGCGACGACAGUGGCACACCAUGGCCGCUAAUGCUCGUGGCGCACCUUCUCCGCGCUCUCCUUGAAUGCGGAGAAGGCCAGUCUUUGCAGUGCCUCGCUUUGGAAUCCUCCGGCGGAUGCUCGGCUGCUUUGCCUCCCUGCCGCCAGAGUCUGAUCCUUGUGAAUGCCGCGGCGAGCUCGACCUGA
Purpureocillium lilacinum is the source of this 735-nucleotide messenger RNA. Lineage: Eukaryota; Fungi; Ascomycota; Sordariomycetes; Hypocreales; Ophiocordycipitaceae. The record is from RefSeq and is a predicted model, not a curated record.